AUUUGAUGGAAUGAAUGGAUAAGGAGAGGGUCAGUGCAUGAAGAACUAAUUGUACACCUUUAAAAGCAUAUCCAAUAACUAAACAAUUACAUGAAGCACGUGAAGUGAAAACAUGUAGUAGUUUUUACACUAUUACUUUCUUACGGCGGACAAGCGCAUGUGAACACCGGACGUGCGUGCUUCCGUAAAGCAGUGACAAAGAUGGCGGCCGCCGCCGGAUCAGGCGUUGUUGUUCCCCGCAGCUUUCGGCUGCUGGAGGAACUGGAGGAAGGCCAAAAGGGAGGCGGAGACGGUACAGUGAGCUGGGGCCUCGCAGAUGAUGAUGACAUGACGCUAACUCACUGGAAUGGCAUGAUCAUUGGCCCCGCCAAGACUGUCUAUGAAGGCAGGAUAUACAGUCUAAAAAUAGAAUGUGGCCUCAGAUACCCGGAGCAUCCUCCUCUUGUCCGCUUUGUGAACAAGAUCAACCUGAGUGGCGUACACAGUUUAAAUGGUGUGGUGGACAUAAAGGCAGUGUCAGCGCUGUCCAGAUGGAAAAACUCAUACAACAUCCGGAUGGUGCUGCAGGAGCUCAGACAGCACAUGAUGAUGAAAGAGAACAACAGGCUUUCCCAGCCACCCGAAGGCCAGGUGUACAGCAACUGAGGCUCCUGCUGCCACCCCUCCCUGACAUACACACAAACCCACACAGAGGCAUACACGUACAUACACAGCAUCUUAAACACUUGACCGACUGACUCUACCACUUUUAAACUACACAACCAUCAUACUAUCUGAGACUCUCGACUCCCACUUCCUACCUCGGGAGCCUCCCAUUGGACAGGGAGGAAUGGGCAGGUGAACCUGACCUCCUCAUCCAUUGCCCAGUCAUCCAUUAAAGUACACGGUGCAAAUCAGAUAUUACAAAACAAGAAUACUGUACAUCUACUAAUGUUUUUUAAUUUUUUUUAUCAUCUUUGUGUUCUACAUCCAGAUUGUAAAAUGACAAAUGACCUGAUUGAUUUGUUUUGUGUGCUGGAAUCUUCACAAGUGGUGAUAGUUAGUCCCUGUUAUAUGGGUAUUUUGGUGAGGGAUUCGAAUCAACUCACAACAAUAUAUUUCUGUAACCCUGCCUGACAGAUAUCUUAAAUGUUCUGAUCUUUCAGUUGUUUUUUUUAAAACAACAAACCUCAAUAUCUUGCAGUAUGCCGAAUGUAUGCUCAAAGAGACAAAAAAUUACCCCAAAUAAUGCUUUGCUUGGUCUCCCAGGCCCUGUUAGUCUCAAAUGCCCCAGCUUCCGCAAUCCCGACGAUGUGAAUUAGACGGGCCUUCCUUAAACCAGUGCAUGUCUGGUACAUGGGAUCAACUGCUAUUAGACAUUCAGCAGAGUAUGUAUUAACAGGGCAGUGCGUGCUCAUCACUCAUGUUCUCAGACUUCUUCUGUGUGCCAUAUGGUUCAUAGCGCUUUGUGAUAGUGAUUGAUUAUUAGCAGCCAGUGGGAGGGAUGUAGGGUGGGGGGUGUGGGUACAGGUCCUUGUGCUAUCUGUCUCCGGAGAACAUAAAGUUUGUAUGCUUGGAACCUUCUCGGGAUCACCACUGUACUGUGGCCUGUGCUGAGCAGGAGGAGCUGUGAUUUGUUUUUGGUUUCUUGUGUUGGUUUCUUCAGUCUGGGCUGACCUGAGUAUCCUCCAAGGAGUCGCCUAUUCUCUCAAACAGUGAAUGCCCACUGAACGCAAUGUACGGCUUUGGAUGUUUAUUUUAUAACGGGUUGAAUCUAAUCAGGAUGAUGGUGACCUGUUGCAUGGUUUUAUUUGAAUUAAACGUUAUUACUUUUGCACGCA
Messenger RNA from Micropterus salmoides (largemouth bass), 1820 nucleotides. Its product is annotated as ubiquitin-conjugating enzyme E2 variant 1-like. Lineage: Eukaryota; Metazoa; Chordata; Actinopteri; Centrarchiformes; Centrarchidae. Gene Ontology annotation, cellular component: nucleus. The record is from RefSeq and is a predicted model, not a curated record. Gene Ontology annotation, biological process: protein K63-linked ubiquitination; DNA damage tolerance. The transcript is spliced from 4 exons. The coding region runs from base 202 to 645 and encodes 147 amino acids.